GGUCGUCUUUUAUUUCGCCGCGGUUGAACUCGAAGUCGGGAUGCGGUUCCGAGGGAAUACACAAUUUGCAUCCGCUGUCGGACUGGUCCUCGGACUAUUAUGUGCGGUGGAGGCAGCUAAAGUAAAUAAGCAUAAACCAUGGAUCGAGACGACGUACCACGGGAUCGUAACGGAAAAUGAUGACAAAGUGCUUCUGGACCCCCCUCUAAUUGCUCUGGACAAGGAUGCUCCUCUCCGCUAUGCAGAGAGUUUUGAGGUGACCCUCACUGAAGAAGGUGAGAUUUGCGGCUUCAGGAUCCAUGGGCAGAAUGUCCCCUUUGAGGCAGUGGUCCUGGACAAGUCCACUGGCGAGGGUGUCAUCCGGACCAAGGACAAGCUGGAUUGUGAGCUGCAGAAGGAGCACACCUUUACUAUCCAAGCAUAUGACUGUGGAGAAGGUCCUGAUGGUGCCAAUAUGAAGAAAUCCCACAAGGCCACUGUCCACAUCCAGGUGAACGACAUCAAUGAGUAUUCACCAGUGUUCAAGGAGAAGUCCUACAAAGCCACUGUUAUCGAGGGAAAGAAGUAUGACAGCAUCCUGAAGGUGGAGGCAGUGGACGCCGACUGCUCUUUCCAGUUUAGCCAAAUCUGCAACUACGAGAUUGUCACCCCCGAUGUGCCCUUCACCGUCGACAAAGAUGGCUUCAUCAAGAACACAGAGAAACUGAGCUACGGCAAAGAGCGCAUGUACAAGCUGACUGUGACCGCCUACGACUGUGGGAAGAACCGCGCCUCUGAGGACGUCCUGGUCAAGAUCAGUGUCAAGCCAACCUGCAAACCCAGCUGGCAAGGCUUCAAUAAGAGGAUUGAAUACGAACCUGGCACAGGCAGUCUGGCCCUCUUUCCCAGCAUGCACUUGGAGACCUGUGAUGAGCCAAUCACCUCCAUCCGAGCCAGUAUUGAACUGGAGACCAACCAUAUUGGAAAGGGAUGCGACCGUGACACCUACUCUGAGAAGUCCCUGCACAAGCUUUGCGGAGCCAGCUCCGGGACUGUGGAGCUCCUGCCAGCACCCAGCAGCUCUGCCAACUGGACAGUGGGGCUGCCCACUGAUAAUGGGCAUGACAGCGACCAGGUGUUUGAGUUCAAUGGCACCCAGGCCAUCAAGGUUCCUGAUGGCAUGGUGAGCACCAGCCUGAAGGACCCCUUCACCAUCUCUGUUUGGAUGAGACACGGCCCCGGGGCCCAUGAGAAGGAAACUAUCCUCUGCAACUCGGAUAAGACAGAGAUGAACAGACACCACUACUCGCUCUACGUGCACAACUGCAGGCUGAUCGUUCUCCUCCGCCAGGAUCCAUCAGAGACUGAGAACUACAAACCAGCAGAGUUUCACUGGAAACUCGACCAGGUGUGUGACAAAGAGUGGCAUCACUAUGUGCUGAAUGUGGAGUUCCCCACUGUGUCGAUGUUUGUGGAUGGGACCACCUUUGAGCCCUUCCUCGUUACCGAGGACUACCCACUGCACAACACAAAGAUCGAAACUCAGCUCACCAUUGGUGCCUGCUGGCAGGAAAACUCAGGACAUGACAAUGACACUGAGACAGUCUCUGAGCCCACCUCAGGCGGAAAUGCUCGAAUGGCUCAGUUUUUCCGGGGGAACCUGGCAGGGUUGAUGAUCCGCUCUGGCAAGCUGGAGAACAAGAAGGUGAUCGACUGUUUGUACACCUGCAAGGAGGGCCUGGAUGUGCAGCUGCCUGAGGAGGUAGCUUCAACUGUCAAGGUCGAGUUCAACCCCAACCAGUCCUCCCUCACUGUGGAAGGUGACGACAUUGAUGCCUUUGAUAAGGUCAUGCAGCACAUCUCCUACUUGAACUCCCGCCAAUUCCCGACCCCCGGCAUCAGGCAUCUUCGCAUCUCCACCACUGUCAAAUGCUUCAAUGAGGAGUCCUGUGUAACCGUCCCGGAUGCUGAAGGUUACGUGAUGGUGCUGCAGCCGGAAGAGCCAAAGAUCAGCCUGAGCGGAAUUGACCACUUUGCCCGCAGCGCUGCCGAAUUCGAGAGCCAGGAAGGUGUGACGCUGUUCCCCGAGCUGCGCAUUGUGAGCACCAUCACCCGAGAAGUGGAGGCCGACACCGAGUCUGAAGCUGCUGAGGGAGCUGAUGAUGACCCCACAGUUCAAGAAACAGUGGUGUCAGAGGAGAUCAUGCACAACCUGGACACAUGUGAAGUGACCGUGGUGGGAGAUGAACUUGACGGGGAGCAUGAGGGCCUGGAGGUCGACAUGUCCCAGCUGCAGCAACGUGCCCUGGAGAUGAGCUCUUCUAACCUCGGCCUCGUCAUCACCGGCGUGAACACCAUGGCCAACUAUGAGCAGGUCUUGCAUCUUAUCCAUUACAAGAACUGGCACACAGAGGCUCUCUUUGACAGGAAAUUCAAACUGGUCUGCUCUGAACUCAACGGUCGCUACAUCAGCAAUGACUUCAAGGUCGAGGUGAAUGUUAUCCACACAGCCAAUCCCAUGGAGCAUGUUAACAAUGCCAUGGUGCAGCCCAACUUCAUCAACCCUAUCCAUCACGCCUCUGUGGAUCUGUCUGGUCACAAUCUGGUCAACGCUCACCCCUUUGCAGUGGUUCCCAGCGCCGCCACUAUUGUCAUUGUCGUGUGUGUCAGUUUCCUGGUGUUCAUGAUCAUCCUGGGUGUGUUCCGCAUCCGAGCUGCACACCAGCGCACCAUGAGAGACCAAGAGAAUGGCAAGGAGAACGAGAUGGACUGGGACGACUCAGCCCUUACCAUCACAGUCAAUCCCAUGGAGACGUACGAGGACCAGCACAGCAGUGAGGAGGAGGAGGAAGAAGAGGAAGAGAGUGAAGAUGGAGAGGAGGAAGAUGACAUCACAAGUGCUGAGUCAGAGAGUAGCGAAGACGAGGAGGGUGGGGAGCCGGAGGACCAGCAGGGGACCAGCAGACAGCAGCAGCUGGAGUGGGAUGACUCCACCCUCACCUACUAGAACGACACACACACAUACACUCAACACAAGCUCCUUACACAUCACCAGUUUGCACACACUCAGAUCCUCAA
Molecule: messenger RNA, 3057 nt
Organism: Scomber scombrus (Atlantic mackerel)
Lineage: Eukaryota; Metazoa; Chordata; Actinopteri; Scombriformes; Scombridae
Gene: clstn1
Product: calsyntenin 1
Exons: 19
Coding region: 41-2986 (981 amino acids)
Biological process (GO): homophilic cell-cell adhesion; positive regulation of synapse assembly; positive regulation of synaptic transmission
Cellular component (GO): cell surface; postsynaptic membrane
Molecular function (GO): kinesin binding; amyloid-beta binding; X11-like protein binding
Source: RefSeq, a predicted model, not a curated record